GGCGGCCGAGGUGGGGCAUAUAUAUAGCGGGGGCGCCCUGGAGCCGCGCUGUGUGAGCGUGUCGGGGUUGCUCUACGGCCUGCGAGACUCCUGAGAUUCGUCCGCCUCUUCCCCUCUUCGCUGCGGUCUGUCGGUUUGUUUUUUUCCUCCUCAAGGAAGAAAAUGGCAUCUGUUGCAGUUGAUCCUCAACCGAGUGUGGUGACUAGGGUGGCCAACCUGCCCUUGGUGAGCUCCACGUAUGACCUGGUGUCCUCGGCUUAUGUCAGUACAAAGGAUCAGUAUCCCUACUUGAAGUCUGUGUGUGAGAUGGCAGAGAAGGGUGUGAAGACCAUGACCUCUGUAGCGGUGACAAGUGCUCUUCCUAUCAUCCAGAAGCUAGAGCCACAAAUUGCAGUUGCUAAUACCUAUGCCUGCAAGGGGCUGGACAGGAUUGAGGAGAAAUUGCCUAUUCUGAAUCAGCCAACAUCACAGGUUGUUGCCAGUGCCAAAGGGGCUGUGACUGGGGCGAGAGAUGCUGUGAUGACUACUAUGACUGGGGCCAAGGAUUCUGUAGCCAGCACGAUCACAGGGGUGAUGGACAAGACCAAAGGAGCAGUGACUGGCGGGGUGGAGAAGACCAAGUCUGUGGUCAAUGGCGGCAUUAACACAAUUUUGGAAAGUCGGAUGGUGCAGUUUGUGAGCAGUGGAGUAGAAAAUGCAAUCAGCAAAUCCGAGAUGCUGGUAGAUCAGUACCUUCCUCUCACUGAAGAAGAAAUAGAAAAAGAAGCAAAAAAAGUUGAAGGGUUUGAUGAAGUUCAGAAACCAAGUUAUUAUGUGAGACUGGGGUCUCUGUCUACCAAGCUCCGCGCUCGGGCCUACCAGCAGGCACUCAACAGGGUUAAAGAAGCUAAGCAAAUGAGCCAAGAGACUAUUUCUCAGCUUCAUUCUACUGUUCACCUGAUUGAAUUUGCCAGAAAGAAUGUGCAUAGUGCCAACCAGAAAAUUCAGGGUGCUCAGGAUAAACUCUAUCUCUCAUGGGUAGACUGGAAGAGGAGCAUCGGCCAUGAUGAUACAGAUGAAUCCCACUGUGCUGAGCACAUCGAGUCACAUACUCUUGCUGUUGCCCGAAACCUGACUCAGCAGCUCCAGACCACAUGCCACACCCUCCUGUCCAGCGUUCAAGGGUUACCACAGAACAUCCAAGAUCAGGCCAAGCACUUGGGGGUGAUGGCAGGCGACAUCUACUCAGUAUUCCGCAAUGCUGCCUCCUUUAAAGAAGUGUCUGAUGGCUUCCUCACUUCUAGCAAGGGGCAGCUACAGAAAAUGAAGGAAUCUUUAGAUGAUGUGAUGGAUUAUCUUGUUAACAACACCCCCCUCAACUGGCUGGUAGGUCCCUUUUAUCCUCAGCUGACUGAGUCUCAGAAUGCUCAGGACCUCAAGACCAGCCAGAAGGUCCAGCAGUCUCAGCACAAAACUCAUUAAACCUUUCUUGUCACCAGUGCAUGUUGUAGCUAUAUAGAUGACAUCAUUUGUCAUGUUAAAAUUAACCUGCUAGAUAACUCUAAACUGGAAAAGCAGCCAAUUAGGAAAAAGGCCUUCAGUUGUAGUCAUUUACAGCUGGUAAGAGCCUUAAAGUUUCUGGCAUUAGGAGACUUGAGUUACCUGGCUGGUAAGAAAAGAAUGGUAGGCUUGACAGAGCUUCACUAGAACUCACAAAGUUUAUGUGCACUUAGGGUCUCAUUCUAUGGCCAUUAUGUUGCUACUGUUAAUGUCUGUCUGUAUUGUAUAAAAACACCCUCGUGUGGGCUCUGGUAUAAACUAGUGUCUGCUCCAGUAUAGUCUGAGCAGGCCUCAUCAUUGCUUUAUCUCUUAUGCUUGUUCAACUUAAUUUUAGUUUCUUUUUUUUUUAAUUAAAGGAAUACCAUCUUUAAAUUCAAUAAAAUUCAUAGUAGAAUAGA
This is a messenger RNA of Marmota monax (woodchuck), 1937 nucleotides long. RefSeq names its product perilipin 2 (gene Plin2). The record is from RefSeq and is a predicted model, not a curated record. Gene Ontology annotation, biological process: positive regulation of triglyceride storage; lipid storage. Gene Ontology annotation, cellular component: lipid droplet; cytosol. NCBI's taxonomy places the organism in Eukaryota, Metazoa, Chordata, Mammalia, Rodentia, Sciuridae.